Molecule: messenger RNA, 732 nt
Organism: Verticillium nonalfalfae
Lineage: Eukaryota; Fungi; Ascomycota; Sordariomycetes; Glomerellales; Plectosphaerellaceae
Exons: 3
Coding region: 1-732 (243 amino acids)
Biological process (GO): pectin catabolic process
Cellular component (GO): extracellular region
Molecular function (GO): pectate lyase activity
Source: RefSeq, a predicted model, not a curated record
AUGAAGUUCUCCCUCGCCGUCACCGCCGCCGUCUCGGCCGUCGCCUCUGCGCAGACUCUCAACAUCCCUACCCGCUCUGGCAGCAUCGUCUCUCUGGCCCAGCCUUCCACCAUCAGCGGCUCCAAGGACUUCGGCAACAAGGAGUUUGACCGUGGCCGCACCUGCGACACCGACGCCGACACCGGCUCUGACUCUGCCGUCUUCAUCCUCGAGAACGGUGCCAGCAUCAGCAACGUCAUCAUCGGCUCCAACCAGCUCGAGGGUGUUCACUGCAAGGGUGCCUGCACCCUGACCAACGUCUGGUUCCGUGACGUCUGCGAGGACGCCAUCUCUGCCCUCGGCAGCGGCAACGUCCUCAUCAAGGGCGGAGGUGCCCAGAACGCCAAGGACAAGGUCGUCCAGCACAACGGCCGCGGCACUGUUACCAUCGAUGGCUUCACCGUCAUCAACGCCGGCAAGCUUUACCGUGGCUGCGGUGACUGCACUGGCAACGGCGGCCCCCGCAACGUUGUCAUCAAGAACGUCAAGGCCUACGGCAUGACCUCCGACCUUGUCGGUAUCAACUCCAACUACGGCGAUGUGGCCACCAUCAGCAACUCUUGCGGAACCACCAAGAAGGUCUGCCAGGAGUACAAGGGUGUGACCAAGGGCAACGGCAGCUCCUCCAAGGUCUCCACCACGGCCAACUGCCAGGGCGCCCAGGGCAAGCUCUCCAAGCUCCCCGCCUGCUAA